Molecule: messenger RNA, 2858 nt
Organism: Camelus dromedarius (Arabian camel)
Lineage: Eukaryota; Metazoa; Chordata; Mammalia; Artiodactyla; Camelidae
Product: phospholipid-transporting ATPase FetA
Exons: 13
Coding region: 89-2023 (644 amino acids)
Biological process (GO): phospholipid translocation; Golgi organization
Cellular component (GO): trans-Golgi network; plasma membrane
Molecular function (GO): ATP hydrolysis activity; ATP binding; ATPase-coupled intramembrane lipid carrier activity
Source: RefSeq, a predicted model, not a curated record
CCAGGCUCAGUCCCCAGAUGAAGGUGCCCUUGUCACUGCUGCCAGGAACUUUGGCUUUGUGUUCCGUUCCCGCACGUCUGAGACAAUCAUGGUAGUCGAAAUGGGGGAAACCAGAAUCUACAAACUGCUAGCUAUCUUGGACUUCAACAAUGUGCGCAAGAGGAUGUCUGUGAUUGUGAGGACACCUGAAAACCGUGUAAUGUUGUUCUGCAAGGGUGCAGACACCAUCCUCUGCCAGCUACUUCAUCCAUCCUGUAGAUCCCUCAGAGACGUGACCAUGGAACAUUUAGAUGAUUUUGCCAGUGAUGGCCUUCGUACCCUCAUGGUGGCCUACCGAGAAUUGGACAAUGCCUUCUUCCAGGACUGGAGCAGGAAGCACAGCGAAGCCUUCCUGUCUUUGGAGGAUCGGGAAAAUAAAAUAUCAAUUGUCUAUGAAGAGAUUGAAAAAGACUUGAUGCUGUUAGGGGCCACAGCCAUAGAAGACAAGCUGCAGGAUGGAGUACCUGAGACGAUCAUCACCCUGAGCCAAGCCAAAAUUAAAAUAUGGGUCUUAACUGGAGAUAAGCAAGAGACUGCUGUGAACAUUGCCUAUGCCUGUAACAUAUUUGACGAUGAAAUGGAUGGGAUGUUUAUCGUGGAAGGCGAGGAUAAUGAGACUGUGUGGCAAGAACUCAGGUCAGCAAGGGAAAAGAUGAAACCCCAGUCUCUACUGGAAUCAGACCCAAUAGAUGAUUACCUCACUACAAAGCCCAGAAUACCCUUCAAGAUACCUGAGGAGGUGCCCAGUGGCAACUAUGGCUUGGUCAUCAAUGGCUACAGUCUGGCCCACGCUCUAGAAGGGAACCUGGAGUUAGAACUGCUGCAAACGGCGUGCAUGUGCAAGGGGGUGAUCUGCUGCCGGAUGACACCCCUUCAGAAGGCCCAGGUGGUAGAGCUGGUGAAGAGGUACAAGAAGGUGGUGACACUGGCCAUCGGGGAUGGGGCCAAUGACGUCAGCAUGAUCAAAGCUGCCCACAUUGGAGUCGGCAUCAGCGGUCAGGAGGGAAUGCAGGCCAUGCUCAACAGCGACUUCGCCUUCUCUCAGUUCUGCUAUCUUCAGCGUCUACUCUUGGUCCACGGCCGCUGGUCCUACAAUCGCAUGUGCAAGUUUCUCAGCUACUUCUUUUACAAAAACUUUGCCUUCACUCUGGUGCACUUCUGGUAUGCCUUCUACAGUGGGUUCUCUGCUCAGACAGUUUAUGAUACCUGGUUUAUCACUUUCUACAACCUGGUCUACACCUCCCUCCCUGUCCUGGGCUUGAGUCUCUUUGACCAGGAUGUGAAUGAAACAUGGAGCCUACGUUUCCCAGAGCUGUAUGAGCCAGGCCAGCACAACCUCUAUUUCAACAAGAAGGAAUUUGUGAAGUGUUUAGUGCAUGGGAUCUACAGCUCCUUAGUGCUGUUCUUUAUCCCUAUGGGGACCAUUCACAAUUCAGUGCGCACUGAUGGGAAGGAAAUCUCCGACUACCAGUCCUUCUCCACAAUAGUGCAGACCUCCUUGCUCUGUGUGGUCACAAUGCAGAUUGCCCUGGAGACAACCUACUGGACAAUGAUAAGCCACAUCUUCACCUGGGGUAGCCUGGGUUUCUACUUUUGCAUCUUAUUCUUCCUGUACAGUGAUGGCUUGUGCCUAAUGUUCCCCAACGUCUUCCAACUCCUAGGUGUGGCCAGGAACACUCUGGACUGGCCACAAGUGUGGCUGAGUGUUGUCCUCAGCAUGGUCCUCUGUAUGCUGCCUGUGAUUGGGUACCACUUUCUCAAACCAUUGUUCUGGCCUGUCCGUGUGGACAAGGUUAUUGACAGAAUUCAUCAUUGCAUGAGCCAUCCACUGCCACCCCGAAUCCGGACCAGACUGAAACAUGCAGGCUCUCGACGUUCUGCCUAUGCAUUUUCCCAUAAACAGGGCUUUGGGGCCCUCAUCACUUCUGGCAAGACAUUGAAGGCCAAAUUUCCCAAGAAAAACAGCUUUCCUUUUAAAAAGUAGAGGCAUAUGGCAAAACCCCAAAGGGAGUCAGUCAUUGCUCUUCCCUUGUAUUCAUGCAACAGGUAUGAAUUAUGAAGGGACUAGAGUCCCUGGAAAACUAGCAUAAACCUGCCCUCCACUCUCACUCCCGGAGCUCAGUUUCUUCAUUCCCUAGAAGGCUGUGCCCAGGUAAGGCAAGGAAAAGGUAAAGAAAGAGCCCCUAGAUAUCUGUCAGAGUUACAGCACUUCAAGAAAAAGCGAUGUCAGGCCUCCCUUCUACCAACCCUUCCAAGUUUUAAUUCAUAGAAACAUAUGUGGAAGUAAUGGGUGAAGAGGGGGAAUGUGAGGAAGGGAAAAGAAAAUAGGACCUAAGAAUCUGAGUUUGGGCCCUGUUUCUUAUACCUGGAGCAACCAUAAACUUUGCUAGUGCCCCACACAAACAUAUUCAUCCAGGCCCCCUUCUCAGGUUUGAGGAAUUCAGGGUGAGUCUUUAGCCAGCCUGGGUAGCAAAAAGAGGCAGCAGCUGUGAAAAGUCAGUCAAAAGAAGCUAAAGGAGAGUUUCUGGACCAGGAAAAGAAUGGAGAUGGUCCCUGCCUUGAUAGGACAGCUCUAGACUUGGCCACCUUCUCCUUUCUUUGACCUCUGUGACCCGAGAACUGACACUUUUUCAGGUCUCAGCACUGGGAGAGGGAGACUGUAGGGAAUUUUUAAAAAUCUUUUUUGAGGGACAUAAGUCAAUAUUGGUGAAUAUUUGUCUUCAUUCCACAAAAUUAUUCUGAGAAGAAAUUGUACGUACUUGGGAAAUUGUUUCUAAGAAGAUUAUAGAGAAGUAAUAAAUUGCUUAUUUUGGAGUGGA